GAUUAAUGAAUAACAUGUCUUUAUUUGAUUUACUUAAAACUCUUUCUAAAAUGUUUAUAUAUCUGUCAUUUCCAGGAUUAACUUUGUAUUGCUUCCAUGGAUGGUUUAAUACUUUGUUGUUCCUUUCUUUCUUUCCUUUUUUUGUCUUUCCUUCUCAGUCAGUGCCCAACCCAAGUUCAAAGGCUGAUGAGAUAGCAAAACUCACGAGAUUUUACUCUAGGGAAAGUUGUUCAGUGGAUGGGAUCUUGGCGCUCGGAGAAAGAUGUCACGCUCCUCCUGGCUCCUUCUCAGUCUUAUUGCUGUAACUGCUUCUCAGUCUUCCAUCGAGGAAGUGGCCAAGACAUUUUUGGACAAGUUUAACCAGGAAGCUGAAGACCUGUCUUAUCAAAGUUCACUUGCUUCUUGGAAUUAUAACACUAAUAUUACUGAGGAGAAUGCCCAAAAAAUGAAUGAAGCUGGGGCCAAAUGGUCUGCUUUUUAUGAAGAACAGUCAAAGCUUGCCAAAACAUAUCCAUUACAAGAAAUUCAGAACCCCAUUCUCAAGCGCCAAUUGCAGGCCCUUCAGCAUAGUGGGUCUUCAGCACUCUCAGAAGACAAGAACAAACAGUUAAACACUAUUCUAAAUAAAAUGAGCACCAUCUAUAGCACCGGAAGAGUUUGUAACCCAAAUAACCCACAGGAGUGCUUAUUACUGGAACCAGGUUUGGAUGACAUAAUGGCUAAGAGCACUGACUACAAUGAGAGGCUCUGGGUAUGGGAAGGCUGGAGGUCUGAGGUUGGCAAGCAACUGAGACCGUUGUAUGAAGAGUAUGUGGUCCUGAAAAAUGAGAUGGCAAGAGCAAACAAUUAUGAAGACUAUGGGGAUUACUGGAGAGGGGAUUAUGAAGCACAGGGAGCAGGAGGCUAUAACUAUGACCGCAACCAGUUGAUUGAUGACGUGGAACGUACCUUUGCAGAGAUUAAACCAUUAUAUGAGCAUCUUCAUGCUUAUGUGAGAACAAAGUUGAUGAAUGUUUACCCCUCCCGUAUCAGUCCAACUGGAUGCCUUCCUGCUCAUUUACUUGGUGAUAUGUGGGGUAGAUUUUGGACAAAUUUGUACUCUUUGGUAGUUCCCUUUGAACAGAAACCAAACAUUGAUGUUACUGAUGCAAUGGUACAGCAGGCCUGGGAUGCAAAUAGGAUAUUCAAGGAAGCAGAGAAUUUCUUUGUAUCUGUUGGUCUUCCUAAGAUGACCCAAGGAUUCUGGGAAAACUCCAUGCUAACUGAGCCAGGAGACAACCGAAAAGUGGUCUGCCACCCGACAGCUUGGGACCUGGGGAAAGGUGAUUUCAGAAUCAAGAUGUGCACAAAGGUGACAAUGGACAACUUCCUGACAGCUCAUCACGAGAUGGGCCAUAUCCAGUAUGACAUGGCAUAUGCCAUCCAACCUUUCCUGCUAAGAAAUGGAGCCAAUGAAGGGUUCCACGAAGCUGUCGGGGAAAUCAUGUCACUUUCUGCAGCUACACCAAAGCAUCUGAAAUCCAUUGGGCUUCUGCCAUCAGAUUUUCAUGAAGAUGAUGAAACAGAAAUAAACUUCUUACUCAAACAAGCACUCACUAUUGUUGGAACACUGCCAUUCACAUUCAUGUUAGAGAAGUGGAGAUGGAUGGUCUUUAAGGGUGAAAUCCCCAAAGAGCAGUGGAUGAAGAAGUGGUGGGAGAUGAAGCGAGAGAUCGUGGGGGUGGUGGAACCUGUGCCUCAUGAUGAGACAUUCUGUGACCCUGCCACUCUCUUCCAUGUUUCUAAUGAUUUCUCAUUCAUCCGAUAUUACACAAGGACUAUUUACCAAUUCCAGUUUCAAGAAGCCCUUUGUAAUGCAGCUAAACAUGAAGGCCCCCUGCACAAAUGUGACAUCUCAAAUUCUGUUGAAGCUGGGCAGAAGUUGCUCAAUAUGUUGCGUCUUGGAAAAUCAGAACCCUGGACUUUAGCACUGGAAAAUGUAGUAGGAACAAAUCAUAUGGAUGUGAGACCACUGCUCAACUACUUUGCACCACUAUUUAGCUGGCUAAAAGACCAAAACAAGAAUUCUUUUGUGGGGUGGAACACUGGCUGGAGGCCCUAUACUGACCAAAGCAUCAAAGUGAGGAUAAGCCUCAAAUCAGCUCUUGGAGAUAAAGCCUAUGAAUGGGACGACAAUGAAAUGUUCUUGUUCCAGUCAUCUGUUGCAUAUGCCAUGAGAGAGUAUUUUUUAAGAAUAAAAAACGAGACAAUUCCUUUUCGGGAGGAGAAUGUGAAGGUGAGCAAUUGGACACCAAGGAUCUCUUUCACCUUCUAUGUCACUGCACCUGAAAACGCAUCUGACAUCAUACCUCGAGAUGAAGUGGAAGAGGCCAUCAGGUUGUCCCGGGAUCGUAUUAAUGAUGUUUUCCGCCUGAAUGAUAACAGCCUGGAGUUUCUAGGGGUUAAUCCAACACUCCGACCUCCUUACCAGCCCCCUGUCACCAUAUGGCUGAUUGCUUUUGGAGUUGUGAUGGGAUUGGUAGUGGUUGGCAUUGUUUUCUUGGUCAUUAUUGGGAUCAGAGAGCGAAGGAAGAGAACUGAAAUAAAAAGGGAAGACAAUCCUUAUGCCUCCAUGGACAUCGGUAAAGGAGAAACAAACCCAGGAUUCCAGAACAAUGAUGAUGUCCAGACAUCAUUUUAGAGAAACUCUUGUUUUUCCUGAGAUAAUUUUUACUAUAUCUAAAUUUUAAUUUCACAGGACAGAAAAAGAAAAUGAUAAGGAUAUCAUGAAAUAUCAAAAUCCUGGCUCUGUUCAGGAAACGUUGUCCAGAGACAACAUGACUGAGCAGUGAGCAUCAUUAUUGACAUUGCUUUCAGUAUUUAUUUCUGCCUCCAGACUUCUUCUCUUUCCUAUUAUGGAUCUUUAUCUUAGAAUAAAAUAGGCAAAGCAUAUGUCUGGCCUCACAGGGCUGUUGAGGGUUAAUGGAUGGUGGAAUAGAGGGGGAAAAGGCGAUAAUGGCUGCUGGAAGAAAGGAAGAUGUAUCAUGGGAGUAACUGUUGGACCUUAUUUCAAAUCUGUGGUUUCAGGGAUGGAGAAUGGUAAAUACUGUUCACAUUCAUUGAAUCCAAGUCAUUUGUUAUAGUCGAAUGGACCAUGAUUUCUUCACGAUGGCAAGUCUAAAGGAGAAAGAGAAUCCAGAGAUCAGGUAGCGGAGAUUGCCUGUCCUGGACAGCACAAACCUGACACAGGCGCUUCCAUGAGCUCAUGUGAGCUUGCCUGUUCGAAACUCACCACCAUUACUCUCUAUCUAGGAUGAGUGGAAAUUCCAGCUGAAUGUUCCCCCUCUCCAGUGGAUCUUUUGUAGUUACCCACAGUGUGUGAGGCAUGCUGAGCACAAAGUAGACAUUCAAUAAAUACUUCCUUGAUUUAUACACUU
Perognathus longimembris pacificus (Pacific pocket mouse) is the source of this 3416-nucleotide messenger RNA. It is a transcript of the gene Ace2, whose product is annotated as angiotensin converting enzyme 2. Gene Ontology annotation, molecular function: metallopeptidase activity; peptidyl-dipeptidase activity. The record is from RefSeq and is a predicted model, not a curated record. The transcript has 18 exons. Bases 263 to 2680 code for a protein of 805 amino acids. Gene Ontology annotation, cellular component: plasma membrane. NCBI's taxonomy places the organism in Eukaryota, Metazoa, Chordata, Mammalia, Rodentia, Heteromyidae. Gene Ontology annotation, biological process: proteolysis.